AUGCAUUUCUCACAGCUCUUUAUCCCAGCCUUUAUAGGCCAUAUGGCUCUAGUCGGAGCCUUACCAGGCGGAAGGCUAGAGGGACGAAACCCAGGUCCAGGCCCCAAGUGCUCCUCAGGCCAACCCGCCGUGAACGCUCCUCACAAGAACUUUUGGGGUUCAUUGACCGCCAACGAGACAGCCGAUGUGCUUUCUCUGCUGCAUAGCAAUGCAACGCGUUUCAAUCUAACCACCGCAAAAGAUGCAGGGAGUCGUGAUAACAAGAUCAUGUCAGUUGAACUCAUGAUGCCUAACAAAACCGAUGUUCUCCCAUUUUUAUCAAACAGCAGCGGCAGCCCGGAGCGUUACGCUUUGGCUACAGUCAUGUUCGGGGCAUCUGAAAAUGCUUACCUUCAGGAAUUCAAGGUUGGACCUUUGCCUAUUACUCCCGCCUCAAUCGUUAUGCCCUACACCUAUACAAACACAAGAUCAGGUGAUGGUAAGAUCCCUGUUGUCAACCCUGACGCCGAAGACUACGGCAACUUCAAUCUCAGAACGAUGAAGGAGGCAGAAGACGUGACAAAACGGCUUUGGAACCUAACGAUCGAUGACGGACUUCAGGUCCCAUUGGCCUUCGCGGCUCCACUUACAGUGACAGAGGGUAGGGCUGUGAUGUGGCAGGGCUUCAAUGCACCUGUCACCAGCAUCUAUGAUACGAUCUCUUUGCUUCCACUAGGCCUUUACAUGAGAACAGAUAUCACAGGCCGCGAUCCCAACAAAUGGAGAGUGACAGGUUGGGUGUACGACAACGAGUUUUACCCGGAGCUUGAUGAUUUCCGCAAGGUCAUUGCCGACCCUCAGUUCAAACCAUUGGGGGCGAAUCUGGAUGAGCCUUGGGCGCACACUAACAAACAUGGCGACGCCCUUCCUCUGGACGAUAACCCACCACCGGCCUCUAUCCAACCUCAUAACGCAAGGUUUGCUGUUGAUGAGACUGAGAGUUAUGUAACAUGGAUGGACUUCUCCUUCUAUGCCAGUACUACAAGAGAUAACGGUCUACGACUGUACGACAUCCGAUACAAGGGCAAGAGAAUCAUGUACGAGCUUGGAUUAGACGAGGCAAUAGCACAUUAUGCCGGCAUCGACCCAGUGCAAUCUGGGAUCUGUUACUUUGACAGCAUGAGUGGAUUCGGACCUACUAUGAUCUCUCUGGUAAACGGCUAUGACUGCCCGGCAUACUCCCACUAUUCCAAUGUCACAACGACUACAGGCGAGACAACGUUUACGCAGAAGGACGCCCUGUGCAUGUUUGAGAUUGACAAGGGCUUCCCUAUCCAACGCCACUCUUGGGCUGGGCACACCACCGUGACAAAGAACAUCGCCUUUAAUGUCCGCGCUAUCUACACUAUUGGAAACUACGAUUACAUGACAACUUACCAAUUCCAUCUGGAUGGUUCCAUCGAAGUUGAUGUCAGAGCAUCAGGCUAUAUCUCUUCAGCAUUCUACGCUCAGAACGAAGACUAUGGGUUCAAGAUCCAUGACAGUCUUUCCGGAUCCCUCCAUGACCAUGUCAUCACAUUCAAGGCUGACUUUGAUAUCUUGGGAGAGAAGAAUUCAUUCCAACGGAUUGCCAUCCAACCCACGACUGAGAAGUACAAGUGGUCUGGUGGCAAACCUAUCAACACCAUGAAGGCAGUUAAGAGCUUCGUUGAGAAUGAAGACGAUUCCAAAAUCAAUUGGGCGCCCAAUGGCGGAGCGAUGUAUGCAGUGGUCAACAAGGACAAGAAGAACCCUUACGGCGAAUUGCCGGGGUACAGGAUCGUACCAGCUUCUGGAGUGGCAUAUCUCACGGUUCAGGACUCCAACAUUACACAAAAUGCUGGUCACCACACGACGCAUCAUCUCUACGUCACUCAGCAGAAGGACAACGAGACCUACGCUGCUGGGGCGUACAAUUCGUUAACCCCCGAAGAUCCACAGGUUGACUUCAAUAAGUAUUUCAACAGUGAAUCGCUUGUUCAAGAGGAUAUUGUGGUUUGGUUCAACCUGGGAAUGCACCAUAUGCCUCACACUGGCGACCUCCCUAACACCGUCUUCUCGACCGCACAUUCUUCCAUGCUUAUUGAGCCGUUGAACUAUCUUCUCGGUGAUCCUUCGCAGGCUAGUUCCCAGCAGGUUUUGAUCAAGACCACCGAUGGGAAACCUAAGAUUACCACGUACGGGGCCAAGAAUGCAACAUGCCCAAUUGAUCUGGCACAGCUCAACCCGGACCUAUCAAGCUAUUCCAAUAGCAUCAGUGUUCUCAAGUACCCUUAUGAUGGAUCGAAGCCGGAUCGAUAUUAG
This is a messenger RNA of Fusarium coffeatum, 2322 nucleotides long. RefSeq lists its product as uncharacterized. Gene Ontology annotation, molecular function: quinone binding; copper ion binding; primary methylamine oxidase activity. Gene Ontology annotation, cellular component: plasma membrane. The transcript has 14 exons. The coding region runs from base 1 to 2322 and encodes 773 amino acids. Gene Ontology annotation, biological process: amine metabolic process. The record is from RefSeq and is a predicted model, not a curated record. NCBI's taxonomy places the organism in Eukaryota, Fungi, Ascomycota, Sordariomycetes, Hypocreales, Nectriaceae.